AUGUGGGGCUCGUGGCUGGAUCAGAUUCAGAAGAAGCUCGACGAUGUCUCCGGACUAGCGGAGGAGGCUGAUGGGAACGUGCAAGAAUACGAUGGGUGGGAGGAGGACAAUGAUGAGGAGGGUGACGAAGAGGAGCAGGAGGGGAAAGAGGUGCAAAAGGAAGAUGUAGCGAAUGGGCGGAGUAAGAGUGGUCACUCCCAGGUGACCGAACUUCAGCAGCACCAGAAGCAGGAACAAAAAAAUGAGGGGAAUGCGGAGGGACCACUUCCACCGCAACCGCCUGAGCCCCUUGAAGCAGCUUCGCCCAUCCCGGAUAGUGAUGCAUCCGAGUGCCGACCAGUACCGCAGAACACAACGCCAAUGCCAGCGAGACCCGCAUCGCUUGCUGAGAGGACUGCAGAGGAAAAUGUGCCUGCGGCGCCGGCACCUCAAAGUGUCCCUGUAGCGGACUCUGUUCAAGGCACUGGAGGGGGGAAGUUAGCCUCCGUGCGCACUUCACCAUUGUCGACAAUAAGUCCUGUGGAGUUACCCACCGCUGCAGCGAUAACCAUUCCUGCUGCUGCUGCUGCUGCUUCUGCUGCUGCUGUCGCCACCUUUGCUCUCACUGCCGUCGAACACAGUUCGCCGCUUAGCACCAAGCCACCACCGGCUGGCACACACCAAGACGACGCUGGUGGUGUAGUGGAGGAGGGGCAGUUGCUGCGGUUUCAGCGACAACUAGCGGAGGAGAUGGAGGUGUCGCAGCUCCUCCGCGAGGAGAAUCAGCGCCUCACCCGCAGUGUGGCAGUACUUGAGAAGGAGGUGGGUGCCCUUCGCCACGCCAAGAAGAACGCAGCCGACCCACAGAAACUCGCGGCAGUGGAACGCGAGGGCGCGGAGCUCGCUACACAGCUUGGCAAGGAGCGGGAGCGCAACAAGUCAUUGCAGGAGAAGAAGAUGCAGCUUGAGGGGCGCAUCACCGCACUGGAGGAUAAGAUCGUGCAAUACGCCGCGAAGGAAGAAGAGUGGCGACAGCGCGUGGAGACGAGUGGUGCAAAAUUCCACGCCUCGCAGGAGGAGGUCCAGGAGCUUAGCGCACAGCUGGAUGCGCAGGGGGAGGUUGUGCGGGAACUGCAGCAGCAGCUGUCGACCGCGCAGCGCAGCCAUGCGGAUCUCGAGGCGUCAUACCACCAGGAGCUCUCGCGCCACAAGAGUGAGAUGAACCACGAGAGAGAGAAUAUAUCGGAUACACUGGAGACUUUGCGUCGGGAGAAGGAGAGUUUGGUGGCGUCGCUGCAGCGCAGCCAGACAGCCUACGAGCGGCGCCUGCAGGAAGUGGAGGACAAACUCGUUCUGGCGAAUCGACGCGCCGACAAUGCCGAGACGCGGCUGACGGAUCACGAGCGUGGCUCGCUGGGACCGUUGCGGGAGCUGCGCACCACCAUGGACGAUAUGGAGCGGCAGAAGAAGCUUUUGCUGGAGGAGAUCGAGUAUGCCACGGAGGAGUGCGCCGCGCUGAGGCGCAGCCGCGCAGCCGACAGCGAGAGCUUCGCGCAGCGGCUAGCCAACGCGCGGAAUGAGCUGCAGGCGGCGCGGGACGAGAAGAGCGCUGUUGAGCAGGAGCUGUUGCACUGGAAGGGGCGACACGCUCAGCUGCAGAAGGCACUCGAUGUCGCUCUUGAGCGGGCCUCCCGCGCGGAGGCGCUGAGCGAGCAACUCUCAGUCGCCGUGGAGGAGGCAAGGCGGCGAGUGGACAAUAUUAGCGGCAGCGGCAGUAGUAGUAAGAAGCCUAACAACAACAACAACAAUGUCACGCCAAAACCCUCUUUGCAUGUAGAGGAAGAGGUCGCUGUGGGGGUUCUGUCGCCAUCACUUGACAUGAGCGGCAGCCACACGCGACUCGCUCUCUUUCAGGUUGAGAGCAGCGAGACGUCUGCUGAUGUGUGUCGCGGUGGCCGUGGGCGUGUGGAGCGUGAGCUGGUGCGGCAAGCCGUUGAGAUUGAGCGUCUUCGUCGUGUGGAGACGGAGGCGGCGGCAACACAGCAGAAACUGGCAACCCUCGUCGCUCAGCACGACCUCCUCAUGCAGAUGUACGGCCAGCUUCAAGAGGAGCUUCAACAACAACAGCAACAGCUGCAACAGAACCAGCGUACAUUGUAG
Molecule: messenger RNA, 2139 nt
Organism: Trypanosoma grayi
Lineage: Eukaryota; Euglenozoa; Kinetoplastea; Trypanosomatida; Trypanosomatidae
Exons: 1
Coding region: 1-2139 (712 amino acids)
Source: RefSeq, a predicted model, not a curated record